Molecule: messenger RNA, 528 nt
Organism: Anisakis simplex (herring worm)
Lineage: Eukaryota; Metazoa; Nematoda; Chromadorea; Rhabditida; Anisakidae
Source: the annotation of a GenBank genome assembly
AUGGACUUCUAUUGGCAUUACUCGAGUAAAGAGGUGAUUGACGAGGGAGGUAAGGAGUACUUCUUGAGGGCUAUUCAAGUAUGCAGUCAAGUCUUCAACACGCUCACCGAAAGUAUUCAGGGUCCUUGUGUCGGUAAUCAGAUGACUCUUGCGAAUUCGCGUCUUUGGGAUGCGAUCAAUGGAUUUUUCUUCUUGUUUGCGCACAUGAUGGAGAAGUUGUACAAGAAUAGCACACAGUUGGAGUUGUUGAGAGAGUUUCUGAAUCUGCAGAAAGAUAUGAUCGUUCUGAUGCUCUCAAUGCUUGAAGGUAACGUAUUGAAUGGUCCAAUUGGUAAACAAAUGGUCGAUGCGUUGGUUGAGAGUCAGCAAUGUGUUGAGAUGAUUCUGAAAUUCUCCGAUAUGUUCUUGAAACUGAAAGAUUUGACCACCUCGCAAGCGUUUCAAGACUUCGACACGAAUCGUGACGGGUGGAUUUCACCGAAAGAAUUUCAACGCGCCAUGGAAAGUCAAAAAAUGUACACCGUGUAA